UGGCGGUUGAAAACAUCGAAAAGUGAUAAAUCUGCUCGAAUGGAACGCGUAAGGUAGGGAGACAAACGGAAGAUCACAAAUCGAGGGACCGAAAACAAACGGCGACGAGGAGUAUUGACCGGGAGGGAUGCGCGCCGGAGAUGCAAUUAUAGUUGUCUAGCUUGUACUUUUUAUUUCCUGUGGCCUUGUCGCAAGCAACUGAUGAAGAAGGGGAUAAGAUGCGUAAAGUUGCUGUUGGACUUUGUCGGAUAUGGAGUGGUUGAAUGUUUUAUUCGGCUUGCAGUCUUCAAAAACUGAGCUCCAUCAAAAGCUGGCCCAGGCUUUCUUCGUUGCUCACUGGCGCAGACCGCGUUUCCAGUGGGUCCUCACCGUGCGGGCAGGGCGCCUCACCUUGGUAAAGCCAAUCAUCCACCAGCGGGUGGGACCCACACGUCAGGAAGCCGAACCUCCAGCAACUCCAAGCAUCGCCAGAGCUCCAAAACACUCAUAGCUUCGCAGCCAAGUUAGGCCCGCCAACACCGUCAAGAUGGCAGCCAGAAAACCCACCUUCAACCAGCAGAUCCUCAUCGACCCGACGCCGCUGCCAGAUUCGAUCCCCAAAGUCAAGGAGGUCGGCGCCAGCUCUGCCCCUCUUCUCUCGGCUGCUUUCUUCAUCGGCGCGCGGUGCAAGGACUACAAUGAUGACUACAUGCAAUGCAAGACUGAGAACCCCGGAAAGGGCGAGUUUGAGUGCCUGAAGGAGGGGCGGCGGGUCACCAGAUGCGCCCGGAGCGUCAUCGAGGAUAUCAACAAGUCAUGCCUGGAGCAGUUCCGCGCCCACUGGACAUGUCUCGAGAACAACAACCAUCAGCUUUGGCAGUGCCGCCCCGAUGAGUGGAAGCUGAACAAGUGUGUUUUCGACAACCUGAAGCUCGAGAAGGUCAUUCCUGACCAGCCCAAGCAGUCAACACCCGUCCACCUCAGACAGAAGCAGAUCUAUGCCCACUCACCGGUCCCGGCGUGGGAGAAGCCAUUCAUUGCUGAGAAGUCCCAGUCCUCCUAAGCCUGGUGGAAUUCUGAGGGGCUUUCUGUCUGCGCUUGAAGGAUGUGGCGAGCUCUUCUUUCUUUACCUACCUGUCUCGUAUGGGGGAUAGAUGGAUGCACACGUCUGGGCUCUGUAUAUAGUAGAAACCCAACACACGACAGGAGGAAGGUGAAUCUGAAGUUUGUCCAGAG
Podospora pseudocomata is the source of this 1215-nucleotide messenger RNA. RefSeq names its product ndufa8, NADH-ubiquinone oxidoreductase complex I 19kd subunit (gene NdufA8). The coding region runs from base 527 to 1042 and encodes 171 amino acids. Gene Ontology annotation, biological process: mitochondrial electron transport, NADH to ubiquinone. The record is from RefSeq and is a predicted model, not a curated record. The transcript has 4 exons. Lineage: Eukaryota; Fungi; Ascomycota; Sordariomycetes; Sordariales; Podosporaceae.